AUGGCUAUUCUUGAUAAGUUAUUUCAAGUUCCUUACCUGGUCCAGGGUGUAUGCAUUGGUUUCGUGGUACUAUUCAUUGCAAGUUUCUGGGACGACAUCUCCGAUGAAAUUCCCUUCACCCAAGUACCCUUGGUGGGUAAGAGCUGGUGGGAUUUCUCUAAUAAGAAGGCCAAGCUACGUUUCACCAGGGCUGCUCGUGGGUUGAUUGCAGAGGGGUUUGCAAAGGCCAAUGUCUUUCAGGUCAUGGCUGCAUCCAGGCCCUUGAUCUUGCUGCAUCCAAAAUAUAUUGAGGAGAUUAAGAGCCACCCCCACCUGGACUUUGACGGCGCAACCCGCAAGACCUUUUUCGAUGACCGUGUUGCCGGAUUUGAAGCAUUCCAUCCGGCUGGGGCAGGUCAGAUUGUACAAGAUUUGGUGCGAAUCAAGCUGACCCAAGCACUUGGUGCCCUAACUACUCCACUUUCAGCGGAGACUGCUUUGAUACUCAAACAAACAUUUCCUCCCUCAGAAAAAUGGGAAUCAUGCCACUUUUCCCGCACAGUCCCAUUGAUCGUGGCUCGACUAUCAACCCUCGUUUUCAUGGGCAAUGAUAUCUGCCGUAACCAAGAAUGGCUUAACGUUGCAGUGAACUAUACCACCGAUGCCUUCAUGUCUGCCCGCGAGUUGCGAAUGUGGCCGUCCGUCCUCCGCCCUUAUGUGCACUGGUUCAUGCCAUCGAUGAAGAAGCUCCGCAAUCAUCUGUCCACUGCCCGUUCCAUUGUCAGCGAUGAGAUUGAGAAACGUACCCUGAUAAACGAGGGCAGGCUUCCUUCCCAGCAUCGUACUCAUCCCGAUGCUCUGGAUUGGAUUGAAGAAUUGGAGGCGAAGAACCCUCCAGCUCGGCCCAUUGACAAGGCUCGUCUCCAAGUUUCGCUCUCGAUGGCUGCUAUUCACACUACAUCCAACCUCAUCACUAACCUCAUGUAUGAUCUGGCGUCAUAUCCGGAGUUCGUUCAACCACUGCGGGAAGAGAUUUGCGCUGUUCUUGCCGAGGAUGGCGGUUUGAAGAGAACCAGCUUGCACAAGUUGAAGUUGAUGGACAGCGUCAUGAAGGAGACACAGCGCAUGCACCCUGUGAGCAUGACUUCCCUGAACCGUCUCGCUGUCAAAGCAAUUCCUCUUUCCGAUGGCACUGUGAUUCCCCAGGGUGCUCAGAUUGCCGUCGCCAACAUUGUCAACCAAGACGAAACAAUAUAUCCUCACGCAGCCAAAUACGACGGCUUUCGCUUUUACAAAAAGCGCCAAGAGCCCGGCAAUGAGCAUCGUCACCAAUUUGUAACGACGAGUUCCGACAGCUUCGGGUUUGGCCAUGGCACCCACGCCUGUCCUGGUCGAUUCUUCGCUUCUAAUGAGGUCAAGAUCCUGGUGAUUCACAUGUUGCUCAAGUACGAUUGGCAGCUCAAGGACUCGAGCAAUGGACGGCCCAGGAACUUUGAGAUGGGAGCUGAAUCUGUCCCAAGCCCCAUAGUUGAGCUGCUGUUUCGGUCUCGCGAGCCGGAAGUUGAUCUUUCCUGUCUUGGGGAGUGA
Messenger RNA from Penicillium taxi, 1566 nucleotides. Its product is annotated as cytochrome P450. NCBI's taxonomy places the organism in Eukaryota, Fungi, Ascomycota, Eurotiomycetes, Eurotiales, Aspergillaceae. The record is from RefSeq and is a predicted model, not a curated record. The transcript has 6 exons. The coding region runs from base 1 to 1566 and encodes 521 amino acids. Gene Ontology annotation, molecular function: heme binding; oxidoreductase activity, acting on paired donors, with incorporation or reduction of molecular oxygen; monooxygenase activity.